AUGAAACUAGAAGUGCUACUUUUAUUUUUCGUUGGUCGUAUGUCGGGCCAUGGCGCAGAGGACUUCUGUCUAGAGACCAAAAGCUCGAUAUUGCACGAUCAUGUUCUAGUUGGCCAUGUGAUUACUUCGUUGGUAACCCGUGGAUUUCUCUCUUGUGCUCAAAGAUGCCUGUCAAUGUCGCCGUGUUCGUCAUUCAAUUAUCAAACGUCAGCGGUAAGAGAUGGCAUUUGUGAGUUGAAUAACAAUGAAGAUGGAGCGGUUCGUUCAAAGGUGACUCCGAAACAUGGAUUUGCCUUUGGCCAGAUACAACGAAAAGAAAAACCGCACAGCUGUCUAGAAGCGGCGCACAGAGGUGCCCGCGCAUCUGGUUUCUACUGUAUCCAAGACGGUGACGGUCAUCUCUAUAAAAUGUAUUGCGACCUGGCCUCUGAACCCGGUUGGGCCUGGACAUUGGUCACCUCACAAGGCUUAAGCAACAGGGAGGAACAGUUUGCGUCGGUAGGGCUACUUGUUGAUUCUCCAAAGAAUACAGAAAUGGCCAAUUGGCAAGCUUACAGACUACCGUUAAGUAAAAUGGCGAAAUUAAAAUCUCAGUCAACGCAUUGGCGAAUAACGUGUAGUUUCCCAACACUUGGUGUCGAUUAUAAAGAUUAUGUGAGGGCAGAAUUUCAGAAAUUCGAUAUUCUGACUUUUAUGGCAGGCAGAGACUGCAAAGAAGUGGAGUAUAUUGAUGUUCGAGGGCAUAAUUGCUCACAAUGCACCGUAGCCUGGGGACAGAAAAAUAAUCUUUUCUUGACACACCGCAGUGACGUCAACGAGUGCGGGCGCGGCUCCACUCCACAUAGCAUUGAUGGGGAACAGACUUUCGGACGGUACAAAAAAGGGCGAAAUCCAAAGUUUCGAUGUACUUCAGCCAAUUCAUCCACUACCAACUAUUGGUUUGGCCACAAAUUAAAUUUAAAGGAUUCGUUUGAUUGAGCGGAUUUUAAAGUUUUAGUGUCAUAAAGAGGAAUGUUUUUAGAUUCGUUAAAUUUUGACAGAAAGGCACACUAUAUAUUAGAUUCUCGCGUGCCAGUCUUCACCAUUCCAGUAUCACUUUUAAACCUUCAAUCGAUGCCCUUGGACCGGAAUGUGACGGCAAUAUCCACGAGGAUCCCAGACAAAUGGUGUUACCUUUUAUGGGGGUCUGUCACCACGACUAGCCAUCCUGACUGCACUGAGGAACGUGAUUUACCAACAGCCGAUGAGGCAAUCACUAAAACUGUUUUACAGAGAACUCAAGGGGCUCGGUCAUAGUUCUUUCAGAGGUACAGGUACUCUGGGCUACCACAGGUAAUUGUCAGGCAAAGUUCUUUCAAAUUAAAGUCAAUGUUUUUUGGCAAAACAAAAUUAACAUAGGUAUUUCUGUUAUGUUUUCUUCAAAGAAAAUCCUCAAUGAAACAAAACAAAGCCGUCUAUUGACUGCAAUUAGAGACAAUUGAUGAAACAUUUUUCUACAAACAGUUCAAAACAGAUUGUUUGUAUCAGAGGAAGGCCAAGCACAAUGAGCUGUUCAUGAACGUUGCAAAUGUUAUGGCUUUCAAUAUUAAUUUUUUCACUCGUGUCAGCACGCAUGUGAUGUCACGCGCU
Molecule: messenger RNA, 1629 nt
Organism: Pocillopora verrucosa
Lineage: Eukaryota; Metazoa; Cnidaria; Anthozoa; Scleractinia; Pocilloporidae
Molecular function (GO): oligosaccharide binding
Source: RefSeq, a predicted model, not a curated record